UUUUAACUGGCGUUGUGAAAGUAGGGUGUUUCCAUAAGUUGACUUGCGCGAGUGGCGGUGGCGAUAUGCACGUGGAAGCCCGGCUUUUAGGCACGCAAGUGAUACGUGCGCAGUGCACUUCAAUGUAAACAAAUGUAUAGCACGUGCGUCGUGUGCGAUUUGCCCGCUACUGUGUUUUCAAAUGCUAUAGAGAAUGAUGAACUUACUGACAGUGGAGAAGAGUGUGUUUAACAUUCAGAAAGCGUAUGUCCCUGCAGAAUUAUUACAACGGAAGUGGCAAGUUGGACAACACGCCUUUAUUAAAGUGUCGAAUAAUUGGAAAACCGUUUGUAAAAUAUAUCCUAAGCAUAAUCUCCAUCGCUCUUUCGUCCAAGUGGAUACCAGCGUCGUAAAAUGUGGAGAUUUUCAAGAAUCACCUGACUGCGUGAUUCCGCCUAUUGCUUCCGUAGUGGAGAACAGUGUGAUAGAGGUGGAGCAAUUGGAGUUUGUGGACAGCCCAGAUGUUUUCAAAUCACUGAACGUUACUGUCAUAUUUGACAGUGUUUCGCAGCUGAAGCUAUGGAAGAAAAACAGAAAUGUGUUGAUUUCUCAGCUCAGAGCCAUGCUACGCUUGUAUGUGUUUACAGAUUGUUGCUUAAUAUCUUUUCGUAACUUAAAACAAAUCCAGAAAAGUGGAAUACAUUGCGUGUUUGUAAGGGAUAUUUAUCCAUCCAAUAAAAACUCAUGCGGGAGAAUCAAUUCGGCAACGAAGAUUUCUAUUAGUAGUUUUCUUAGUAAGGUCAGAUUUGAACAGUUACAGGAUAAACAUACAGCUCCAGCAAUCGGUGGGUUAGAUGAAGCUUGCGCAAAACUGAUAGAUAUCAUAGAGCAGAGUAAACAAGCUAGAGAAAAACCACGACUCACGCUAAGGCACCAUGAGCAAGUGCUUUUGGCUGGCCCUCCAGGUUGUGGUAAAACCAGUCUGGUCAGGCAUGUGUGUGCACGUACUAGUGCUGUAAUGGUCAGUAUCAAUGCGCUGGACAUUUGUCACUCUGCUUCAAAUACUCCAUCUUCAGUAUUGAAUCAUGCAUUUAAAGAAUCAUCUGACCUGACGUACGAAGGUGUCUGCGUGCUGGUGUUGGAAGCCAUCGAUAUCCUGUUUGGAAGAUCACAGGAACACUCUGAAAGUGCAAGUGUCAUGAGAAGAGUAGCGGGAGAACUUGCUCUUCUCCUGGAACGUGCCGACAGUGUUCCAGGGUUGGUGGUCGUUGCUACAGUGACACGCCCUGGUGAUCUGGAUCCUGCUCUGAGGCGACCAGGCCGGUUGUCCACUGAGAUACACUUAGGAGUGCCUACUCACCAGGAACGAGAACAAAUCCUACAGGUCGUGUUGCGUCCAUUGGUCAGUCAAAUGAAGACGAAUGAACUUCAUGAAGUGUGUGCAGAGGUGGCUGGUUUCACACAGGGAUAUGUCGGGGCAGAUCUUGCCUUGCUGUGCCAGAAUGCUGCGGUGCAGUACAGCACAAAUGAGAGGAAUGCAGAGGAUAGUUCAGUUAUCACACCUUGUAGUGCUGCACAGUGGAAAGCUAUGCUGCUUGCUGCUGCUCGAAAAGUGCGACCGAGCUAUAUGGUGGCUGGACGUAUCACAAACGCAGAGAAAGUUAUUGGAGGCCUGGAAAAAGUUGGUGGUCUUUCAGAAAUAAAGCGUAUAUUGCAGUUGGCUGUUCAACUGCCAUUACUCCGACCAGAUGCGUUUUCCAGAUUAGGUCUUCCACAUCCAAGAGGUCUUCUCUUGUAUGGCCCACCAGGAUGUGCAAAAACCAGCAUAGUGAGAGCACUGGCUUCAGAGAUGCAAGUGACGUUCAUGUCUACUUCUGCUGCAGAAUUGUAUUCACCAUAUGUUGGGGAAGCUGAGAAGAAUGUCUGUGAACUUUUUCAGCAGAGCUAGACUUGCAGCUCUCAACCUUUGCUCUUUGUGGAUGAAAUAGAUGCUCUCGUCGGAAGCCGCCAGGGAAGAGAGAGGGGUGUUCAGGAGAGAGUGUUGUCUGCCUUUCUACUGGAAAUGGAUGGUAUUGGUGGACCAUUGGACACUCAAGGUUCUCAAGCAAAAGUAGCUGGUGUUAUUGUACUGGCAGCAACAAAUAGGCCGGAUUUGCUUGAUGAUGCCCUGUUGAGGCCGGGACGAUUGGACCGCUUGGUGUAUGUGUCUGCACCAAAUGGUCAUGCCCGCCUGGAAAUACUUCGCGUGCAUACGGCGCACAUGCCUCUCGCUCCCUGUGUUGACCUGUCAUCAGUUGCAGCUGCCACUGACCUUUACAGUGGGGCGGACUUGGCUGUUUUGUGUAAGGAGGCUGCUUUGUGGGCUCUAACUGAUGAAGGAAUGGAUGCUAGUCAUGUGAAGCACAAUCACUUCAGCAAAGCUCUGUCUUUGUCUCGGCCCUCCUUGUCACAAGAGCAGGUGCACUGGUAUGAAAACUACAAGAAAUAACCUUUUGCUGGUGUGUAGUCUACAGUUCGCAGACAUAUGUCUAGAUGUCACUUCAAGAUGUGUUAGCCAUCAGAAAGGUGCAGGACUAGACAGAGAAUGAAAGGUAACCUGUUCUCUAUUGAGACUCCGGAGAUUUACUUCCUUGCAGCAAGAAGAAAGACAGUGUAUGCUUUGGUCUCAAAACUAAAGUUAAAACUGUUACCAAUCAUAAGAUUGGUUUGUAUACCACAGUGCUUACUACGCAUGGUCCUGUCAGAGUAAGUACGUCAUACCCUUCCUCUUCUACAACCAGAUGAUUGUAGAGGGAGCUACAUGUAAAUCUGUAUUCCAAACCAUGGUGGAACUUGUCAUUUUUCAUAUCAAGAAACAUUGCUAAAGAUGACAGAUACAAAUCUUAGGAGUGACCAGGGAUUGAGGCUGAGACAUUUGGAUCUGCAGUCUGGCACUUUACUACUGGUCCAUUGAGCCAGAUAGUUUGUCAGUGAAAGACAUAAAUUCUGCAAAUGAGUCUGCAAUCAUGUUAUAGUACUUAAUUUGUAAAGGUCUCUCUUGACCACAUUGUGAAAUGUACAGUUUAUAUCAUCUUUACAAAAUAAUGGGCCAGAUAGUAUAAGGAUUUGAUGGGUUGCCUAUUUCUCCACUGCUAGUCUGUGAUAUAUAAGGCAAACCAUUUAUUAGUAUUUAGUAGAAAAAAUAUGAAACACUGUGAAGUCACAAUGUGGGUCUGUUGAAUUUCCUGUUUUGUGGUAACAGCUUAAUAACAGGAGUUUUUAUGUUCCUUAGCUGACCAUACAUGUAUGUGCUGUAACUAAAGUUACAUAUGAACUGGACUACUUCAGCAUCUCUGCAUUGUUCUUCAAAUUGUUUUGUCACUCUAUCUGAACAACAGAUUGCAUUAAUUACUUUUUAUUGCCUCUAAGCACAUUGUACUACACAGUUUCAUAUGAAGAGUUUGGGUCUAACCCACUCAUAUGAGAAAAAUGAAGACCUGUAAUGUUUUGGUUAGCUCCUUAGCUCUGUGAAUAGUGUUUCAUAUGUUCUUCCUUUCAGUAUUCUGUCCAUUAGCUGGUUAGACUGAAAGUUUUUAAUGUAAAUAUUGGGCCAUUGGGGUUUACCAGACAUGUAGCAUGAUAUAAGCAUGUUCUUGGCAGGUCAUUUAUUCAUUCAUGUACGACAGAUCACACACAUCGAGUUUUGAUGACGGCACUUACUAUGCAGGUUUGGUUAUGAGAUUUUACAUUAAAAACUACAGAUUAGAUUUAGAUUUCAAUUUAAAAAUUACAAAUUUGCUUUAGGAAAUUCUAUGUCAGAAACAUAACUGUUAUUGUGAACAUCAUUUCUUCAAGUUAGUCUCCGACUGCUUUGUCAUUGAGAGUAAAUGGGCUUUAAUACAAAUGGAAGGUCCUGUUAGGAUUUGUAGUUUUUUAACUGUUGCUGCCAUGAAGCUUGGCUUGAAGUGUGGCUAUG
This is a messenger RNA of Schistocerca piceifrons (Central American locust), 3934 nucleotides long. RefSeq names its product spermatogenesis-associated protein 5-like protein 1. The record is from RefSeq and is a predicted model, not a curated record. Gene Ontology annotation, molecular function: ATP binding; ATP hydrolysis activity. NCBI's taxonomy places the organism in Eukaryota, Metazoa, Arthropoda, Insecta, Orthoptera, Acrididae.